Pisolithus orientalis is the source of this 1823-nucleotide messenger RNA. RefSeq names its product heterokaryon incompatibility protein-domain-containing protein. NCBI's taxonomy places the organism in Eukaryota, Fungi, Basidiomycota, Agaricomycetes, Boletales, Pisolithaceae. The transcript is spliced from 3 exons. The coding region runs from base 102 to 1808 and encodes 568 amino acids. The record is from RefSeq and is a predicted model, not a curated record.
CAACGAAGUUCAAGUUGACUCAUACCCCUCGCUUGUUCUUCGGCGAACACACCAAGCGCACUACUUGAAAAACAACCCUGUAAUUCGGACGUAAAUAAACGAUGCGGCUGCUGGAUGUGAAAGUUGUUCUCGAUAGGGAAAAGGACACCCAAGGAACUGGACUACAAGCUAAAAUCUUUAGUGAACUUGAUGGCGGGUCUGAAGAAUAUGCAGUACUGUCACAUCGCUGGGGAAAGGAAGAGGUCACCUACGAUGAAAUGACCCGGCUCAUGGAAGUGGUUGAACCUGCCAGGGAAGAGGUUAAACAGCGCGCCGGCUACCAGAAGAUCGUCAAGAGCUGUGAGUGGGCCAUGAAUGACGGCUAUAGGUGGAUGUGGAUCGAUACGUGUUGCAUCGACAAACAGAAGAUCCUUGAGCUGUCGGUCGCCAUUAGGUCAAUGUAUCGGUGGUACAGUAAAUCGCAGAAAUGCUACGUGUACCUCAACGAUGUUGAAGACUCGAACUUUCCAACUGAGCAAGACUUCAGCAGGUUUGGCAAAACCAACGGUUGGCCAGAGUGGUUCUCGCGGGGCUGGACGCUCCAAGAGCUCAUCGCGCCGAAACAAGUCAAAUUCUUCAACAAGGGCUGGGCUUGCAUUGGUGACAAGGAGAGUCUCGCAGACACGUUGGAGAACAUUACGCGGAUCCCUGUCGAUGUUUUGAAGGAUGGGCUGCAGUCCAGGCGUCGUUGCGUUGCGCAAAUUAUGUCUUGGGCAGCGGACCGGAAAACGGAGAGACUGGAAGACCGAGCAUAUUCGCUACUGGGACUAUUCGAGGUGGACAUCCCUCUGUCCUACGGAGAGGGCGAAAAAGCAUUUUGGAAACUACAGCUUGAAAUCAUCAAGAUGCGCAACGAUCACAGCAUAUUCGCAUGGAACCCCAAAGGGCAGUUUCACCAGUGUGGCAGUGUCUUGGCUGACGACCCAAGCUACUUCCGUGAUUGCCACAACAUUGAAAAGGUGGAACCCGGCGAGUUCGUCGACGAACUAACGAAAUAUAUUCGUCAGAACCGACUCGCCAUCGCCAGGUGGCCCCACCUCCGUCCGAGGUCACGCAGUGGUGCCCUUCGCGAACUGCCUAACAUACUCCUCGUCCCUGAUGGCAUUCGAAUUUAUUUGCCCGUGAUACCCCAUCGCGACUCUGCAUCGGUCUUCAGAGCCAUACUGGCCUGUCGAGACUACUACGGAAACCUGAUUACCAUCGAUUUCAAAUCUUCUGGAGUUAGCUCCUACAGGAUCCCUGCCACUAGACGUAUUCGUAAAUCGCGUCCCCCGGAGCUUAGGAUUCACUAUCUCGCUUGGUCGGCCCCAUACAGCGGGGAAGAGUGCCAUCAUUUUAAACUCCAUGACACCCUUACCUCGUAUCAUGGUUUCACCCGUCGCGGCACGUUUCCACACAUGAUCGCAGAUAACGCAGUCACACUCUCGUCGCUCAUAAACGAUUUCAUCGUCGUAGUGUAUGCCAGCCACGAUUCCAGGCAUCUAUUUGCAGUUGGACUUGCACACUACCUCGGUACACCAUCGGUCCACGUGGUGUGUGACGAAUCAUCUGCGAAUCAAGAGGUGCCGUGGACAGAGUUCGCCAAGAAAGUAUACGAUACGCUGUGGAGUGCGCCAGUCGAGGACUUUUUUAUCAGCGGCGUGAAGUGCGCUCACCUUCCUCGGACAAUCUGGGAUUCGAAGGUUGUAUGGUACAGUGGGAACGUGCAGACCCAUGUGAUGGUCGACGUCGAGCAAUGCUCCGGUUGUUGCGUUGGGCCACGCGAAUAAUGAUUGGGAUCGUCU